Messenger RNA from Saccostrea echinata, 3057 nucleotides. RefSeq names its product transient receptor potential cation channel subfamily M member 2-like. Gene Ontology annotation, cellular component: membrane. The coding region runs from base 1 to 3057 and encodes 1018 amino acids. Gene Ontology annotation, molecular function: monoatomic cation channel activity. The record is from RefSeq and is a predicted model, not a curated record. The transcript is spliced from 20 exons. Gene Ontology annotation, biological process: monoatomic cation transmembrane transport. NCBI's taxonomy places the organism in Eukaryota, Metazoa, Mollusca, Bivalvia, Ostreida, Ostreidae.
AUGGAUCAAAGUGACAUGAACGACACAUCUGGGAAGAUUUGGGAACCUCUGGUUAAGGAGUUCGGAACUCCAAAACUUGUUUUGUCCGUAAUCGGUGACUCGGACAGCUUUGUCCCCAGAGCCUGGCCAAAAUCAGUUUUUCAGACGGCACUGAUUGAGACUCACAAAAGCAGUGGGGGAGAUACGUGGAUUCUUUACGGCAAUAAAAAUGUGGGUGUAUCAAAGAUUGUAAGAGACGCAAAAGAUGUUUACACCACAAUGGAGAAGUCAAAGACUAAAAAAGGAAACGAUAUUAUAUUAAUUGGAACUUCAUCAACAGAUUCUACUGAAAAAGGCCAAAUCCAAAUUGAAGAUCAAGAAAAACUCAGUCCAAACAGUGCUGUUAUGAACUUGUCCAACUUAUUAGAACUAGAAGAAUUUGUUCAGAAACAAAUGGUAUCUAUCUUCACAAGCUUAACUACAGAAGAACAUAUUCCUGGUUUUGUCAUGCAUAUACCGAUUGUAAUAAUCCUUCUGGAGGGAGAUGUUGAUGACAUUAAACAUGUUGCUGAAGCUGUCCAUAAAAAUGUGCCGGUCAUCGUCAUCAAGGGUUCAGGCAAAGCAGCGGAUAUCAUCCUGGACUUUCUCAAAAGCGAGGAUAACCUUCGAAGCCAGGCAGCACUUCUAUUUGGACUCAAGUUCGAUGACAAUCACUUUGAUGAGUUGGAAAAGAACCUCAAGAAACUGAGAGAAAGACCGUGGAUGGUGAGCGAGUUUGACACUGAACAUGAUGAUCCAUUGAUGUUUCCCAAGCUUGUUGGUGAAGCAGUGGUAAGGGGGUGGGCAUUGGAAGAAGUGCAUGAAACACCUGCAUUACCGGAAAAAGGCGAUUUAUACGGCAUUUCGUCGUAUGAAAGUGCAAAAGUUCCCGCUGAAGUCCCAAAUGGUUCCCUUAUAAAGGAAAACGGUUAUUUGUGCAGUGAAAAUAAGCAUGACAAACCGGUUGUAUCUUGGAGUUUGGAAGCUCAUAAGGACGAAGUCACCAAAGACAAGAAAGUCACCAUUGCCGAAAAAUUACUGACAUCUUUCGGUACAGAGGGAUAUAUUGUGGAUUCAAAAUAUACAUCUCCACCCUCACUUCCGCUUUAUUUUUACGUCGGAUACCAAGUGUUACAGGAACAUAAUCUUCUUAUGGAAUGUGGCCAUAUAUUACUAUUGGAGGCGCUGAAAUCCAAUAGAACCGAUUAUGUCAAAGUCCUCAUGGAUCACGGUGUAUCUGUCAAAAAGAAAGAUAUGCCAGUUCUUUACAGAUCGACUAUUAGUUGUACAAAGCAUGGACCAAAAGUUAAAGACUGUAACUGCUUAGGAAUGAUGUGGUUAAUGAAGUCAAUAAACAAAGAAGAGGCCAAGAAUUGUUUCAAGGACAAAAAGGUGGUUAAGGCUCUACAGGCUCCACAGACCAUUUGCAGAGAACUGCUCGAUUACCAGAAAAAGCAAUACACAUGUCAGAAAAUAAAACCAGAGGAAAACAAAGGUGAAAUACAAGAAAGUCAAACGGCCCAUUUAGAAGAUAUACUUCUUUGGGCAUUGUAUGCUAACAGACCAGAGAUUGCUGAAACAGUUUGGCUAAGGGGACAAAACCAGCUAAUGACAGGUCUGGUUUGCUAUGAAACAUUACGAAAGUUAUCAGACGAAGCCAGUGAUGUUAAAGAACAAAACUUUUCCAAAGACUUGCUGGAACAUGCACAAAUGUUUUACAAAAGAUCGUUAGAAUUACUUGAUUCCAUGUUUGAAACCGACUCCAAAAAGACUUUAAAAGUCCUGGAAGACUCUGUUAGCAUCUGGGGAAUAACAAGCAAUCCAUUGACCUUUGCUUACGAAAAUUUCAUGUACGAGUUCGUGGCCAAACCUGCAAGUCAGAAGAAUCUAAACAAAACCUGGUACGGAGGACAAGCGCCGCAUCUUAUCCCUUGUAUUAAGUCUGUACCCAAUCAUCCAGGCAAAGUAUUAACAUCUCCCCUGUCAAAGUACGUCUUCAAUUAUUUUCUGUUCUUGACAAUGCUGAUCAGCUAUAGUGCCUUUGUAACGACAAGUAUUAGUACCACAUAUUACGUCAGGGACAUAGCAAGAAUAUUUGAAUAUUACGUCUACUUCUGGGGAUUUGGUGAUUUGUUGGAGGAGUUUUUCAGUUGCUUUACCGCCAUUGAAGGAAAAUCCUACCGCAGUUACACAACUAUAGUAAAACGUUACUUAAACAAUUUUUGGAAUCAAGUAGACAUUCUGUCUUACGUAUUGUUGAUCACUGCUCUGUUUGUACGACACAUGCAUCCAUCCGAAACCUUCACUAUAUCACGAAGGAUGUUUUCCUUGUCUUUACUUAUUAUGUAUCUUCGUUUUCUGGAAGCAUUUCUUAUGAUUAGAACACUUGGCCCUACGCUGAUAAUGAUUAAAGAAAUGCUCAAAGACUUGUUUGGAUUUAUCAUCCUGCUCUUUGUUGUGAUUCUUGGUGUGGGGUUCUACUACCACGCCAAUCUGUGGCCGGAUCAUGUUUAUUUCUGGGAAGGUAGAUGGACAGACUGGAGAAUCUGGAAAGUCAUUUACUAUCCCUAUUGGCAGCUCUACGGAGAAACAUUUAACGAUUUCCUCGAAGGACCCUGCGCCGAGGACUGUACAAUAACCAAUUUUACUGUCUCUUCUCAUGGCUCCGAGGACAGAUGUCCCCAGGAAGAUUGGACAGUCGGUGCGGUGUCUGCUCUGUACAUGCUGUUCUCAAACUUGCUGCUUGUCAAUCUGGUCAUAGCUAUGUUCAGUUCUACAUACGAAAGAGUGACAGCUAAUGCGGAGAACCUUUGGCGAUUUGAACGUUACACCGUGAUCAUGAAUUACAAAUAUCGAGUUCCCUCUCCAGUUAAUUUGUUGUACACGAUCUACAGAGUAUACAGAUGUAUCAAGCGUGGUUCCUGUAGGAAUUCAUGUUGUUGCUGUUGUUUUGACUACCGUGAACCGAGCAAAACUGGUGAGUGGAUCACCACUAUAGUGUUUCUGAAACAAAAGGUUAAUGGUUAUGUUAUGGACUAA